CCCACAAGGAAAGACACUCUUGCUCACUCUUUUGGAAAGUCUCUUGUUUUCCAGCUCUAAUUAGAAAUCAAUCUCUCUCUCACACACACACACAUACACACACACUUUGUAAUUCUAUUUAAUAACUUUUGUAUCAAGAUUCAUUAUUGUUAACUGAAAGCAAAUUGAGAGAGGGGAGGGGAUGGGGAGAGGAAAGAUAGAGAUCAAGAGGAUAGAGAACACAAGUAACAGGCAGGUCACUUACUCUAAAAGAAAGAAUGGAAUCAUCAAGAAAGCUAAAGAAAUUACUGUUCUGUGUGAUGCUAAUGUCUCUCUUGUUAUCUAUGGCUCUUCUGGCAAGAUGUAUGAGUACUGCAGCCCCAAAACCAACUUGAUUGACAUGCUGGAUCGGUAUCAAAGGCUUUCUGGAAAUAAGUUGUGGGAUGCUAAACAUGAGAAUCUGCAGAAUGAAAUUGACAGAAUCAAGAAAGAGAACGAGAGCAUGCAAAUUGAGCUCCGGCACCUGAAAGGGGAAGACAUAACUUCUUUGAACUAUGAAGAACUAAUUGGAUAUGAAGAUGCACUUGAAAAUGGUCUGACCAACAUUCGUGAGAAAAAGGAUGAAAUCCCCAAAAUCAUGCGAAAACGCGAACAAGUUCUUGAGGAGGAGAAUAAGCAUCUCAUGUAUUUGGUCCAACAAAGUGAAAUGGCAGCCAUGGGAGAUUACCAACAACAUGAACCCUUUUCAUUCCGUGUCCAACCAAUGCAGCCAAACUUGCAUGAGAGGAUGUAGUAAUAUAUGCAUUUAUGCAAAUCAUGUUGCGAUAAGGUUUGUAAUACAUUAACUAUGGAUGUGUUUUGGUAGGUGUGUCGUCAAUAAUGGUGCGCUCUUGGGCGUGUGUUGUUUCUUGUAACUUUGUGUUGUGAACUCAUGAUGAUGGUCAUGUAUCCAAAUUGGUAUCUAUCUAUCUAUAUAACCAAGUAUGUAAGCGUGAUUUAUAACA
Helianthus annuus (common sunflower) is the source of this 983-nucleotide messenger RNA. RefSeq names its product floral homeotic protein PMADS 2. The transcript is spliced from 7 exons. Gene Ontology annotation, biological process: positive regulation of transcription by RNA polymerase II. Bases 182 to 772 code for a protein of 196 amino acids. Gene Ontology annotation, molecular function: RNA polymerase II cis-regulatory region sequence-specific DNA binding; protein dimerization activity; DNA-binding transcription factor activity, RNA polymerase II-specific. NCBI's taxonomy places the organism in Eukaryota, Viridiplantae, Streptophyta, Magnoliopsida, Asterales, Asteraceae. Gene Ontology annotation, cellular component: nucleus. The record is from RefSeq and is a predicted model, not a curated record.